AUGGACACAAGAAGAUAUAUCAUUGACACCGAUGCAGGGAUAGAUGACCUCCAAGCUCUCUUUCUUGCCUUGAGGCACCUCAAUGUAGUUGCGAUUACCACUGUCGCUGGAAAUGUCUCAGUUGAAAAAGUGACCAAGAAUGUUACUAAGGUUCUUGAAGUAUCUCAAAAACAAAUUCCAAUUUACUGUGGCGCAGAGAUGCCGCUCUGAAAGGAUAUCGAAAAUGCUGAAAGUUAUCAUGGAGAGGAUGGAAUAGGAGAUCAUGAAGAAAUAGGCAAAAUGGAAGGCUGUACUGAACUAAUAAACACCACUAUGAGUGCAGCAGAAUUCAUUCUUCAAGAGGCUCAAACAGAAGGGUUAAAUAUGGUUUGCAUCGGACCACUCACUAAUCUCGCAAUUGCUAUGACUCUUGACUCUUCUCUCUCUGAAAAGAUUGAAAAUACUUAUAUCAUGGGAGGAACUUUAUUUGGCAAAGGCAAUAUAGCUCCAAACAAAGAAUUUAACUUUAAUUUCGAUCCAGAAGCAACUGCAAAAGUAAUUAAUAACUUUAAAAAUAUGCACAUAAUUCCAUGGGAAGCAGCAGUCGAUAACCCUGUUCCCAAAAAGCUUGAAGAAGCUAUAUUUGACAAAGAUGCAGAAGGUAAAUUAAAGUUUUUGGCCCAAGCCAACCAAAAGAACUUUAAUGAAUUGAAAUUCUUUGAAAUCUGUGAUGGGUUUGCUGUUUUAGCAAUAAUUAAUCCUGACUUAUGAACAGAGUCUUACAACCUAAUCGCUGAAGCCUACACUCAAGGAGAAGCUGCUGGCCAAAUCUCAUACAUGUGGGAGAAAUAUUGAUUCGCUUUUGACAAAAAGAAAGUCAACUGUAAGGUGUAUCACAAAUUUAACAUGGAUGAGUGCUGAGAUCUGUUACUCCAAUCUCUGACAGAAUAACCCUUCCAAAAGCUCACUUUACUUCAGUAUUGCCAC
Moneuplotes crassus is the source of this 966-nucleotide messenger RNA. Lineage: Eukaryota; Ciliophora; Spirotrichea; Euplotida; Euplotidae. The record is from the annotation of a GenBank genome assembly.